This is a messenger RNA of Pogona vitticeps (central bearded dragon), 1483 nucleotides long. It is a transcript of the gene LYAR, whose product is annotated as Ly1 antibody reactive. Lineage: Eukaryota; Metazoa; Chordata; Lepidosauria; Squamata; Agamidae. The record is from RefSeq and is a predicted model, not a curated record. Gene Ontology annotation, cellular component: nucleolus. Gene Ontology annotation, molecular function: DNA binding. Gene Ontology annotation, biological process: negative regulation of transcription by RNA polymerase II; rRNA processing.
GUCACGUAGUUCCUCUCUUUUUCCUCAUCGAUCAUUUGAAUCUUACCGACCUCUGUAUAACUAGAACUUUAGCUCACUCUGUGGAAACACGUGUGUCGCUCAGGAACUCUCCUCAGGGAACCAGAACUACUUAGCAAAGGGAUUACUUGCGAAUUUUCUGGAAGACUAUCAAAUUUAAUAGCUCUUGAAAAACAUUCAGCUAGUUUGCAAGAUGGUUGUUUUUACCUGUAAUGCAUGUGGAGAAUCUGUGAAGAAGGGACAUGUUGGAAAACAUGUAAAUAUAUGCUGGAGCUGCCAGUGCCUUUCCUGUAUGGAUUGUGGCAGAGAUUUCUGGGGUGAUGAUUAUAAAUACCAUGUAAAGUGUCUCAGUGAAGAUCAAAAGUAUGGUGGCAAGGGUCAUGAAGCCAAAACCCACAAAGGAGAUAUGAAACAGCAAGAAUGGAUUCAGAAGAUUCAUGAAGCAAUACGGGAAACAAACAUUAACCCCAAAGUUAAAGAUAUUUUGGAACAGAUGUAUGCAUAUGACAAUAUACCAAGAAAGAAGCAGAAGUUUCAGAAUUGGAUGGCCAACAGUUUGAAAAUACAUAGCACUGCUCUACAAGACCAGGUGUGGAAUAUUUUUUCCGAAGCUACCAGAAAGGAGACAGUUGAAAACCAAUCUGCAAAAAGUGAAGUUAUGUCAAUGCCAUCAGAAGAUACUAAUGUGAAACGAGAGGUUACAAAGCUAAAGAGAAAAAGGGAACAAACGGAGGAAAAGAGGAAAAAGGAAAAAGAAUUAAGUUUACAGCCUCAACAAGAGAGCACUGGACUUUUAAAAUGCAAGAAGUCAAAAAGAGAGGAACUGAGUUCAAAAAAUUCUGAAAGCAAUGGUCUGAAGAUGACAAAGCAGCAGAGAGUUGAUCCAGCUGUACUGGAAGUAAAUGGAAAUCGUCUUAAUACCAAAGAACCAAGAACCAAAGCGAAUAAGAAGAAAUGCAAGCGUAAUGUCUCAGAAAGUGGAUUUUCCAUUGUACAAAAAAAACCCAAAAAUUCAGAAACUGAAGAAAGAGAGGAGGAGCAUAGAGACAAUUAUAAGUUCAGCUGGAAAGGAACCAUAAAAGCUGUUCUGAAGCAGGCACCUGACAAUGAAAUAUCAAUUAAGAAACUAAGGAAAAAGGUUUUAGCCCACUAUUAUGCAGUAGCAGGUGGCCAUCAUAAAUCUGAAGAGGAAAUUUUGGCUUUGUUUAAUAAGAAAGUCAGCAACAAUCCUAAGUUCAGAGUAUUAAAGGAAAAAGUUAAACUUUUAAAAUAGAAUUGUGGUCAAAUGAUCAGAUUCUGUACAUUUUAUCCAGUUGUGUUAUUGGAUGUAGAAAUUAUUUUCAUGUUAUAGCAGCAAAAAAGAGCUUGUAUUUUAUUAUGAGUUCCUUUUGUUUUACUUCCCAUUUAUAUUGAUAAACUAUAUUUAAGUGACGAAAAGUUUCAUUAAAAUCUUUCUAAUAUUGUU